AUGUACGUGGUGCUGGUCCACAGUCCAGAUAAUAAGAAAUACGAAAACGACCCCCUGCUGGAGGAGAGCGAGAACUGCAUCUGUGCCUACAUCAAAGCAGAUCGAAACUUUCACUUCAUCUGGAGACCACAGGCCAUGAGUGAGACUCACAAUUUUCGCCUGAUGGAGAAUGAGGGCGGUGUGUCUGCUGAAAAAUGUGUCUAUCAGCAUUACGUCUGGGAUCAUGCGACUCUGGCUCUGGACGUGGGUGAUAAGGUGCUACAGCUCCCGGACCUCCACAAGAGUGUGAGAUUCUGUGAGAAGAACAAACGCCCAAUCAACAAGCAAAGAUCGUUUCAGAGCUUUGAAAACGCUAAGGCCAUAGUGCAGAAGCUGUGGCCUGAAUCAGGACCACUGCAGGAGUUUAAGGAGUCUGCCUUCCACAUUAACGACUGA
Messenger RNA from Knipowitschia caucasica, 435 nucleotides. The record is from the annotation of a GenBank genome assembly. Lineage: Eukaryota; Metazoa; Chordata; Actinopteri; Gobiiformes; Gobiidae.